AUGGCUGCCUCUGGUUUUCUUCCGCAAUCGCAACACUUCAGAUCUACUGGGCAAUCUACUCAACCGCCAUACCAACUAUCUAUCGGCGCGGUUCACCCCUAUGAACGCGAUACGACCAACAAACCCGUCGGCACCCCUUUCGCAACGAAUCCUUCUCCCGCCUCGUCCAUCUUGAUUCGUCGUCUACCCGCCGACACUCCCGAGGAAAAGCUUCGUCUCAUGCUUAUAUUCUCCCAGGAGUUAUUGGAUAUCGAGAUGGUACCUGUGGAGCAGUCUAACGAUCCAGGUUUUCGGUCGGCGAUUGUAAGAUUCAAGACUCCCACUGGAGCACACCAGGCCAAAGACAUGCUGCAUGGCAAGUCCAUUACUUCAAGCGAUGUCGAGUUGAUUGUCGAGAUUAUAUCCGGCAGUCCUGCUACAACGAGAAGACACCCCGUUGACACGGCAGUCUCUGCCCCAUCCUCGAGUGGUCCCUCCUCCACCACUUCAUCAGGCCCCGCUUCGCGUCAGUCAUCUCGAUUCAACGGAGCCUUUCAGUCGCUAGAGAAUAUCUCGCCGCCUAUGAAUGGUAUGAAUGGUAUGUAUGGGAACGAGCUACCAAACCCAGAAUCUAGCGCGCAUUAUCAGAGCCUCUUUUCCCCACAGUCGCCUAUCGGUAACCAUCUCAGUGAGCGCACACGUAUUUCAGGCAAGACCCUCAUCAACCAUGACGUGGCCGAGGAUGAUGAGACCCGCGAACUAUUGAAAGACCCGGUAGCCUACGCUGAAAAUGGUGCGACACAACAACGGAGGGCCACGGCUCCGCAGCUACCAAUUAGUCGCAUGGCCAGCCUGUCCCUGAAUACGAGUGGCGGCCCAGCAACCUUGCCGCAGUAUGGACACCCAAGCAUGACGCCUCUCUCUGCACAUGGCAACACUAUGUCACCAACCGUAAUAAACAGUGCGAGCCACUCGAUGAAUUAUCAGAUGGGCAACCAGCAGUUUCAGCGCCAUAGUAACUUCCCGCCCGUGAACCCUGCUGAUCAGAAUCCCCCGUGCAACACGCUCUAUGUCGGCAAUCUGCCGAUCGAUACAUCUGAAGAAGAACUAAAAGCUAUGUUUUCCAAGCAGCGAGGCUACAAGCGUCUAUGUUUUCGCACAAAGCAGAAUGGCCCCAUGUGCUUUGUGGAGUUCGAGGAUGUUUCGUUUGCUACGAAAGCCCUCCAUGAGUUAUACGGCACCCCUCUUCACAACAGCAUUAAAGGGGGCAUUCGUCUGAGCUUCUCCAAAAACCCCUUAGGCGUGCGUUCGGGACAAACUCCCGGCCAGACAGGCCCUGCCGCUAUGACAGGUAUGAAUGGGAUGAUGGCAGGACCCGGUAACGGUUUCACGAGCGCCAAUGGUCCUCCUCCUGGCCUUUCUGCUCCUCCUGGCUUAGGCCGUAUCACUUACAAUGGCGGGACAGCAAUACCCAAUGGGGUGAGUGCUCCGUACUCUUCAGCAACCAGCAGUAAUGUAUGGAGUAGCCCGUUUAAUAAUGGGCCGAUAUCUACUGUUAGCCCUCCCCCAGCCAUGAACGGUUCCGCAUCGGCAUUUCCACCUUAUAUGAUGGGGCGAUAA
Molecule: messenger RNA, 1599 nt
Organism: Hypoxylon fragiforme
Lineage: Eukaryota; Fungi; Ascomycota; Sordariomycetes; Xylariales; Hypoxylaceae
Exons: 1
Coding region: 1-1599 (532 amino acids)
Molecular function (GO): mRNA binding
Source: RefSeq, a predicted model, not a curated record